Molecule: messenger RNA, 5165 nt
Organism: Pelodiscus sinensis (Chinese soft-shelled turtle)
Lineage: Eukaryota; Metazoa; Chordata; Testudines; Trionychidae
Source: RefSeq, a predicted model, not a curated record
GGAGGGAGGAAGUUGCUGGGUGGGUUUUGCUUGAUAGACCCUUGGGCACAGGGGCUCUUCUCUGCUGCCCCUCCUGGAGCUGUGUUGGCCCCUGUUACCGGGUUUCUUUUUGUCAUGUGCUACAUGCCCCUGUGAUCCCCUUGAGAAUAUGUGGAAUAUGCUCCCUUUUCUCUUUGUGCGCGCCCCCCCCCUCCCUUCAAGCUGCAUCCCCUUGGAUGGGGGUCAAGAAUGUGCAGCAGUGAGCAGCAGCUGUGACUCGGCAUGCUUGCCCAACAAAAUUUCCCGUCUUCUUUUCUACCCAUUGCCCUCACUCUCCAUUUCACCUUGUUGCCCAGUUGAAUGACAGGCUUUCUGUACCACCAAGUGCUCCCAAUCUAUGGUCACAUUUUAGUAUGAUAAAGGGAACAAUGAAACAACUAAAAGUAGAUAACCUGGGCCUCCCAUUCAUAUAUGUCAAACAAUGCCACAUGCACAGCAUGGUAUAACAGGCUUUUCCCCCUUCUUAAAACACCUGUUAUUUUAAAGGAUCAACUUACUCUUAAUACUCUGUUCCAUCUGCCAACUGGUGUUGAGCUUUUCAAAGCAGGAAGGCCCACUUUGAUAUUGAAUAAACCUGCAGCAUCAUGUUGUUACAAUGUUCUUUUAAUAACAUUUUGUCACAGCCUGACACACUUAGUUAAGCAUUGUGAUGCUCAGGUGCAAGACUUGUGCUUAUACUGCUUUGAAUUUUGGGCAUGAAUUUCUGUUUAACUUUUCACUAUCCUAUUUGCCAUACUUAGAUAACAUCUUUUUAUUUAAAUGAACAAACUGAUUUAUCCUGUUGUGCUCUAGAUGAUCAUUAUCUCAGAAGCUGGAUAUUUCUUUAAUGAAAAAUGGCAGCAGUAUCUUCUAAUGGCUUGAUGUCUGCAUGUUAUGGUGAUUGCUUUUACAAAAAAACAUAAUGACGACGUCUUAAUGACAGACGCAUGAUUACAAGAGAGCAACAAGACUGGUCAUAUUUUUUUAAGCUCAGAAAACAGCACUGACAAUGCGCAGAAAAUCUAGACAAAUUAUAAAUACUGUUGCUGAUGUCAAAGAAAAUUUGAAAGGACUUAUUGAAGAAGAGAAGGUUUAUUCUCUGCCCAUUCCAAAAGACAAGUUUGUCAAAAUGGAUGAAUCAAAAAGCUCAUACCUUUCAGAAAUUGAAAAUUUAAAUGACCUGAGAUCUACACAUGUAUUUAAACCUGGAGUAAAAUGCAACGAAUACAUAAGGAGAAAAUCAUAUCAGAACAGCAAGGAUGAUAGUAAACUGGCAGUAAACAAAAGCCUUUCUUUUAAACUAAAGGGAAACUUACUUCAACCUUCCUUGUCCUUUUUGACAGCACACAAACCUCAAAGUCCUUUUUCAAAAGGCAGCCCUACAUUCUUGGAUGAUGCAAGCUAUGUGACACCUGAUAAAGGUGAAGCAGAUGUAAAACCAGAUUGUGAAACAUCAGAGAAUGUAAUGAAGACACCUGUUGAUUUUGCAAGUGUAACUAUAGCUGAAUUUGGGAUUACUCCAGAGUCUUUUACUGCUAAGCCAUCUAUAGAGAAAUCCAUGGCUUUAAAACUUAAGCGCAGAUCUACAAUUGGAGUACGGGGUUCCCCUGAAAAUAAUAGCCUUAUUCAAUAUCUUGCCAAGCAAAAGAUGAGGAGAACUGAAGACCCAUUCAAAACGCAGGCCAGCCCUUUUAAACAUCAAAAUGUUGGCUCGUUAAAGGAUAAGAUUUCUGCCUUCCAAUCAUCUUUUCAAUCAGUGCAAGAGGACGAGGGGAGGGCUUGUCUUCCUGGACUCUCACAAGAAGUGAGAGAGUCCCAGGCAGCGGGCUAUUCUCCGAACAAACCACCUUUUACAAAACAUCACGAACAGUCUCAGUUGAGCGAAGAAUUAAUAUCUGAAUGCAAGAGGAUUGCUUAUAGGGAAAACUUGAAAGAAAAAUUAACUAAUGGUGAUAAAACUGUAGCCAGUAUCCACAUAUGCAAGAUUGUCUCUCCACCAAAGGAGGUGCCCAUCACUGAAACUACUACUGCUAUUUCAAAGGAAAUUCCCUGUUCACCACCAAAUAUUAAUGAAUCUGGAAGAUUAUCAUUAGAGGUUAUUCCACUAACGGGCAUCCCAAAGACUCCGUGCAACUUGAGUUCUGAGUGUAUCAGUGAAGAAGUUGGAAGUAAUAGUGAGUCACGAUCAAGCCGAAAGAAAGUUACUUUUGCAGAAGAACUGAGCUUGGAGAUAUUCGAUGAAACCAUGCCUCCUAUUACACCAAGGCAAAAAGGAAACUUCCCAUCCAGUGAACAAUCCCUCGAUGGCUGCUCCUGCCUUCGAUCGGCUCUGAAGAAAACACCAGUAAAACUACUGUUGGAAACUGUGAAGGAACACACAAACAAUACUAUUGGCGCAGAAGAAAAUGAGCCUCUUCUAUUCUCUAACCUCUCAAGAAGUUGUGAAGAUCAGCAAACAGAUAGCAGCAAUAGUAAAACAAUAGGCAAAACAGAUGUGCACAGCUCUGGAAAGCCACUGAAGAGAAAGAGGGUUACUUUUGGAGACGAUUUAAGCCCAGAAGUAUUUGAUAAAAUGUUGCCUGCAAAUACACCGUUGCGUAAAGGAGCGACACCAGUCAGUAACCCAGAAGCACAAACUGAUAGCUCUUCCCCAGCAUUAAGUCCGAUCAAAACCCCUUUCUCCCAGCCAGACUUUGACUGUGAAGAUGAUGAUGAUGCAUCCUGCAUAGCGGCUCUGCCUUCAGAUUUGCCAUUGGGUCUGAAUUCUAUAAAGGUAUCCGAGGACUACAUUAAGCCCCUUCAAGUGUCUGUAGCAAUCUCAGAGAAAACGAAAGAAACUAAUUCCUUUGAUGAUAAAAGAAUAACCCGGUCCUCUAUUAAAAGAAAGUGUAUCAGAAUUACAGAAGAGACUGGUCGUAGCAGCUCGACAGGCAUGAUGGCCAACAAUGCUCAAGAUACUAAAAAUACAAGAAAGAGCCAGGCUCAAAGAGGGAAGAAUGUUAACAAACCUGCCCCCAAAAGGUUACCAAAGGUAAAACGUAGAGGAAAAAGAGGAAGGAAAAAGGUAGAAAAAUCCUUGUACGGUGUGAGAGAGAUAGCUUCCAAGAAACCUCUUUUGAGCCCAAUUCCUGAGAUCCCAGAGGUCCUCUCUUCUGCACCGUGUUCUCCAAGCACACCUAAGAAACCUAUUCUGCUCUUCUCAGAUUAUUCCAAAACCAGCAAUACCUACAUAGGAUCUAUGAAGGAAGUCAUUGAGCAGAAAAAAGUGGCUGGAAGACUCAAAAGGAAAGCGCCUAUAACAAACAAAUAUCCAAAAGCUAAAGAACUUCAGAUUGUAGACACCAGUAUUACCAGUGACCUGGCGUGUCAGUCAUCAGACAGUGGCCCUGAUCCUGCUUCAACCAUUAAUAUUGGGGUGCUUAAUAGACAUGAAAAAAUUGAAACAAAAAAUGAGCUGGGAUCAUCCUUACUGUCACUAAAUCAGAAAGAAAGUGAUAUUUGUGUGAGUAAUCAGACCAGUGAGGUGCACAUCAAUAAUCAGACCAGCUAUCAGCAAUCUGAGCCCAGUUUUAUAAGAGAAUGCACUUCACCUGUAAUUAUAAAAUCAAAUUCUGUUUUGCCACUACCAAAUACUAAUAUGCAAGAAAUUAAUAGCAUUUCCACAUUUGAUACAUCUGACGAAAGUGAGAGAGAUGUCAUAAUAGAAAAUGAACGUGUACUAGAAAGUAAACAUGCUUCAAAUAAUUCAGAGGUUCUUAAGGAGCUAAAGUUCUUAAAUCUGCGGGACACUGGUGGAAGUGGAAAUACUCUUACUGAAUAUCCUUUUACAGACUUCACAAGAGAAGGAAUACCUGACAGUGAUGUCAGUGUUAACUUCAAAAGGCUUUCAAGAAAAGGCAGGAGAAGCACUGUCUAUAUUUCUGAUGUUGAGAGUUUCUGUUCUAAAGCACUUGGAAACAAUCUCUCUGAUACCUUUUCUAAUGAGCAAGAACCCCAAGUAGAAAAUGACUCUCAAAUGUUUAGUGAUCUGCAUUACUCUAUAGAACAGUCCUUUCUGAGGAUGAGGGAGGAUGGUGAAAAAAAGGUAAGACGCAGUAUGAGGCUGCAUAAAAAUGCAGAAAAUGAGGGACUUGCGUGGAUUAAAAUACCUGACAAGAACUCUUUGUCAGAUUCUGCUUGCAAAUCAAGGAGGACAGUGUAUGCAUCCAUCUUUAAAGAAUCUGAGAACAUUAAUCAAAGACCAGAAAAUUGGAUCCAAUGCUCAGCUUUGGGGAAAGAAAACAAGGAGUCUGGUCCUGUUGCAGGCAGUCCUUGCAAAACGCGGAGGAGGAGGAGCAUGUGUGCCUCUACUCGAGAAAAUAUAACUCAAACACAGAAAAGGAGAAGGGCAAGCCUUGUGUACAGUGACAAAGACUACCAAAAGGAAUCUGAAGUGGAAGUAUCCUUUGAGAACCAUCCCGAUGCCUAGGCAAAUUGGGCCAUCCAUUUUUAAAAAGAAAAAGAUUUCAAAAACAAGCUAACAAAUAGAGAUCUUCCUGCCAAUAAUAAAAUGAUAAAGGCAGCUCCUGCUGGUGGGCAGACUUUGCAGAACAUGGGGAGACUUUGCUUUACCAUCUUGCACCAGCAGAUCUGGAGCCCCCUCUGCUAUGGACUUGUGUCUUUUACAUUCACGCGGAUCAUUAAGAAAUCCCAGUUUCUGCAGGAUUGAUUAAUCUUUACUGUAUAGAUCACUUUUAAUGUUUUAAUGUUUAAUGUUAAACUCCUUACAAAGGAUAUGAAGGUGUCCAGAAAAUGAAGUUCUGACCUGCAUAACUGCUUUUGAAUCCUUUAAAUCUUUACUUGUAUUGGGUACAUAUAUACACUGCUCAGUAGUUGACUUACUAUCUUACUGUUGUCUUAUUUCUAGUGUGAGCUAAAGAGUGAAAAAUGUUAAAUAUGAUCUACUGAACACAAUCACUGUUGUUUUCAUUUUUCCUACUAUAUUGCUUCAACUUUAAGCUGAUGCAUGCUAACUUUAAAACAGUUUCUUAACAUUGAAAAAUCAUCUGUUGUAAACCCUGUUUGACCAUUUAGAGCCAGAAUAAAAGUUAUGUACUUUCUGUAAAGUUAGAAGAUCACACUGAAAUGCUAUGUCUGUUUUAUCCUAU